CACAAAAAGUCUCCCAUGACGUCACCAGGUUUGUCUAUAAAAGUAAAGGAAGCAAAGCAAUAACUUGUUUUAUCGCCUCAGCUGAGAGAUGCAAAGCCCUCCCAAGCCACAGUUUGCCAGCUGGCUCAUAGAGCAAGUGGACACAGGCCAGUACACAGGCCUGUGCUAUAUGGGCCAAAACAAGUUCAGAGUCCCCUGGAAGCACAAUGCCAGAAGGGACUGCAAUGAUGAGGAUGGUAAAAUAUUCCGGGCAUGGGCAAUAGCAAGUGGUAAAAUCAAUGAGUUCCCCAAUGACAAGGCCAGGUGGAAAACCAACUUCCGCUGUGCUCUGAACAACCUCGCCGUGCGCUUCAAGAUGAUAGAGGACAAUUCCAAGAAUUCUGACGACCCUCAUAAAAUCUACCAGAUUAUCAACACUGAGUAUAAUUAUGAAUGUCUGCCAACACAAGACUCCCAGGAGGAUUCUGACAUGAUUCCAGAUAUCUACUGCUCUCCCACAGAGGACUUCCCCUCAGCAAAUGAGUACAAUCUGAUUAAAAAUUUCAUGGCCAUGGAUCUUGUCAACCAUCCAACCGAGGAGUGGGUACAGCCCUAUGCCCAGGAAAAUCCAGUCCUUGGAAGCUAUCCUGCUGUUGUAACAGCUGAGAACCUCCAACAACCUUUACCAGAUCAGCCGGCUUACAUUCAGGCAAAUUCAGUCUUCAGUUCGCCUCCACAGCCAAGUAUCUGGGACCUGGAGAUCUCGAUCCACUACAGGAAAAAAGAAAUGUUAAAGGUAGUGGUGAACACUGCUCGUCUGCAGCUCCACUACCACCAUGAGGUCCCUGAGCUCAACGCCCAGCAUCUCUGUUUCCCCUCCACUGACGGCCUGCUGGAUCACAAACAGAUUGAAUACACCAACUGCAUCCUUAACAGUAUUCAGAGAGGUCUACUCCUGGAGGUGCGGGAAACUGGUAUCUAUGCCUACAGGCAGGACAGGUGCCAUGUGUUUGCCAGCACUGGUGACCCCAGUGUGGCUCACGGUAACCCAGAAAAACUGCCCCAAAACACAAUGGUGGAGCUCCUCAGUUUUGAGACGUAUGUGAACGAACUGAAACAGUUCAAAGAGAACAACGGUGGCUCUCCGUCUUACACCAUCAACAUGUGCUUUGGAGAGAAGUUUCCUGAUGGAAAACCUUUGGAGAAGAAGCUCAUCGUAGUCCAGGUGGUCCCUCUGAUCUGCCGACACUUUCAUGAGAUGGCUCAGAUGGAGGGAGCUUCGUCUCUUCACAGUGCCAACGUCAGCUUGCAGAUCUCACACAACAGCCUCUACGAUCUCAUUAACUCAGUCUUUGGUCUUCCAACAGUUGAAGCUGCUGAACCUUUCCAAAAUCAGAUGUGAAGUUUUAUAUUUCACUGCUCUUCUUUAACUACCACAUCCUGCUCUCACUCCAAGAUUUGCUAAUACAUAGCCAAUCCUGUUCACUCCUGGUUAGUAGGAAUAAACAGCACCAAACUGAAUAUUGUAAGAAACACUUUUCAUGUAUUUUCAUCUGCAUCCCCUGUUUAUGUUAUGUAUCUAGACUGGUGAGCACUGACAUUUUCAGCACAACUUAUGUACUGUAGAUAUUGUUACAUUACUCAACUAAAAUGCCAAUGGUCUUAACAAUACGCCUUUUUUAUGAUUGCGUAAUAAUGUGACUGUAAAUAUCAAAUUCUUUAGGACUGUAUAUAGGACUAACCACAAUGACUAAUAUGUAAGUAAAUCUGUGUUAAAAUGUAAGUUUUUGGUCAUAUUUAUAAUCUUGUAACAACCAAAGUGAUAUUACAAUUAGGUAUUGUAUAGUGUAGUUUUUGUAUUGUGUCAUAAAGCUAUUAAUUGUGUUUUGCACUUGAGAAUUUGAUUUUGGUUCAAUCAAAAAAAGCUAUACUCUGCUCAUCAUUUUGCACUGAAGCUAACUGGCACUAUUAAGCUUUCAAAUAAACAG
Scomber scombrus (Atlantic mackerel) is the source of this 1967-nucleotide messenger RNA. RefSeq names its product interferon regulatory factor 7 (gene irf7). The transcript has 10 exons. The record is from RefSeq and is a predicted model, not a curated record. Gene Ontology annotation, molecular function: protein binding; RNA polymerase II cis-regulatory region sequence-specific DNA binding; DNA-binding transcription factor activity, RNA polymerase II-specific. Gene Ontology annotation, biological process: immune system process; regulation of transcription by RNA polymerase II. The coding region runs from base 89 to 1381 and encodes 430 amino acids. Gene Ontology annotation, cellular component: nucleus. Lineage: Eukaryota; Metazoa; Chordata; Actinopteri; Scombriformes; Scombridae.